Messenger RNA from Aplysia californica (California sea hare), 923 nucleotides. RefSeq names its product clavaminate synthase-like protein At3g21360. Gene Ontology annotation, molecular function: oxidoreductase activity. The record is from RefSeq and is a predicted model, not a curated record. Lineage: Eukaryota; Metazoa; Mollusca; Gastropoda; Aplysiida; Aplysiidae.
AGGCCCCGCCAGACCAGCCAAUCCCCUUCCACCACGAGAUGGCCCAGGUGCCCUCAUUUCCCAGUGUGCUGUUCUUCUACUGUGAGGUGGCGCCCCCUAGCGGCGGGCAGACGCCCCUGGUCCUGUCUCACCACGUCUACACAGCCAUGGCACACAAACACCCGCGCUUUGUUCAAGAUGUGGUUCAACUCCAUCAUCGCCGCGUACAAAGGGUGGCGAGACUGCCGUAACUGCCCGGAGCGAGCGGUGACCUUCGGGGACGGGAGCCCCAUGCCCCCUGACGUCAUGGACGACCUUGACCUCACGCUGGACCAGCUGGCCGCCGACGUGACGUGGCAACAUGGCGACGUGUUCAUGGUAGACAACCGACAGGUGCUGCACGCGCGCCGACCUUUCACCCCGCCCCGGAGGAUUUUGGCGGCACUGGCCAAGUAGCCACACUGGAACCCACAUCCCACACACCCCACCACACAUCCCACUCACCCCACACAUCUCACUCACCCCACACAUCCCACUCACCCCACACAUCCCACUCACCCCACACAUCCCACACAUUGGGCCCACGGUCGGUACCAAGCUCUGGCGGGAGUGAGCAGACAAAGACAAAAUGGCGGACAGCCACUUGCCUUGUGACGUCACAUUUGUAGACAUUUCCUCCUUGUUUCUUCUCGGGUCUCUGAGUAGCGAGCGCCAAAGUGACAACCGUGGGCCCAAUGUGUGGGGUUUGUGGGGUGAGUGGGGUGAGUGGUGUUUUGGGGGUGGAAUGUGUGGGUUUGUGGGGUGGAAUGUGUGGGUCUCUGAGCGAGCGCCAAAGUGACAAUCGUGCCAAGCCGCACAGGGAGAAGAAGUUACACGAUGUUGUCCUCACUCUUCUGUUGAUACUGUAAAUAAAAAUACUUUGAUUUUUCCAAACCACUCUAAAA